Funneliformis caledonium is the source of this 3882-nucleotide messenger RNA. The record is from the annotation of a GenBank genome assembly. Lineage: Eukaryota; Fungi; Glomeromycota; Glomeromycetes; Glomerales; Glomeraceae.
AUGGUACAUUAUAAUUACUAUAACUAUCCACGAAACCUUCGCUUCUACCAUCCGUCAGAUAAGGUCGGUCUUGUUGGCAAGAGUGCCGACGAAAAUGAGAAAAGUUCGGGCGGUAGUUGUCUCUCGCAAACUUUUCACAAAAGUAAAUUAAAAAAAUUACAAGAACAUUUGGCAAUGUUAGCUGUUCGAGCGUACGUGAAUGGUCGAUUCGUAUCACUACUUCCAACAAACGAUUCGGAUUAUAAACGAAUAGAUUUCGCUGAUAAAAUUGAAAAAUUACUAAACGACGAAUGGCCAGGACAUGACAUUAAAGUACAUAUGUUUGGUUCCUCCAUGAAUCUACUCGGAACAACACAAUCUGAUGUAGAUUUAUGCGUUACAACACAAUGGAAUGGAUUAAAGAGCGUGCAAAAUUUAUCCAAAUGCCUGAAAAAUCGUGAGCGGCAUGGAAAUAUUACAAUGCGUGCCCAAGGCCAAAGUGCCGAUAGUGAGGUUAUGGGAUCCAAGCCUGUAAAGAUCAUAACUGAUUUUGACAUUGAUCAAGAAUUGGCCUGUGAUAUAAAUAUCAAUAAUACACUAGCGCUACAUAACACACGUUUAAUACGGAAUUAUGUGACAAUCGAUUCAAGAGUACGACCAUUAGCAAUGGUCGUAAAACACUGGGCACGAAAACGGGUUUUGAAUGAUGCAGCUAAGGGUGGUACGAUCUCAACAUACACCUGGACUUGCAUAGUUUUGAAUUUCCUCCAAAUGCGAAAUCCUCCGAUACUACCGGUUCUUCACAAUAUACCACAUGAUGAUGUUGAGCCAAUAAUAGUGAACGGCGAAGAUGCAUCAUUUUACGAAAAUGUGAUGACUUUAGAAGGAUUUGGUUCAAAAAAUAAAGAAUCAGUUGGUGGUUUAUUGUUUGGAUUUUUUAGACGCAUGGCUUAUGAAUUUGACUAUGAGAAACACGUAAUAUCGUUGCGUCAUGGCAAAUAUCUUACAAAAACGGAAAAAGGUUGGGACACGUGUAAAGGUUGGAAAAUGUUAUGUGUCGAAGAACCCUUUAAUACGACAAGGAAUCUUGGAAACAGUGCCGACGACAUCAGCGUAGAGGGGUUAAAGGGAGAGUUCCGAAGGGCCUAUAAGAUUCUUUAUGACAGUGCCAACUUAAAUGCGUUAUGCGAGCAAUACAUUUCCACCCAUCAGUAUAAUAAUAACUACUAUAAUUAUCGUAGCAAUAAGAGUAAUUAUGUAUGGAAGCCGAAUAAUCGAAAACCUGGAUAUCCUCAUUAUAAGUACCAUCAGAAUGGUCAUCAGAAUGGUCAUCAGGGCGUGCGGACGAAUCAUGACUGUGAUACGAUCGACAAUUUUCAUGACAUGAAUGGGAAAAGUUCUUACCCUCAAGAUGCUCGAUAUGUUGAGGGAGAUGAAUCUAACGCCCCUAAUACACCGAGAUUUGUCCAAGCUGAUGAUGUUCCUUCAUCGAGAAAGGAUGUUUUUUGUCCGACAAUUAAUGGUGAAGAGUUUACCCAAACAUCAGAAACGAUGCACGUGGAUACUAGGCGUGUGAAUGGCUACUAUGAGAACACUGAUGUUGACAAAUUUAAUGCUUAUCAAAAUCGAAAAAAAGUCGUUUCUGAGGAUGAUAUUCCUCCAAACAGACGAGAACGCACUGUUUUUCCCGAGAAAAUCGACGAUGAAAGUUCAUUUGCAUCCCCGACGACAACUCACGAUAAUUCUCAAUUUCGUUAUAAUGUUACAUCUACGGACCCGAAAAAUGAUGAGCAAUUUUCUUACAAGGGUCCUUCAACAAGACAAUAUAAGAGCGAUAAUUUCAAUCGACAGGGUUCUAUGAAGAAAAAGAAUGACAAACGGUAUUCACACACAAGGUCUUUCAACGUCGAUCAUAAUUUUUCCCGUAUUUCUGUUCAUGAUUCAGUCCCGUCACAUUCUGUUCAUAAGUCGAAUCAGGAUAUUGAAAGUGAGGAAUCGUCAAAUCAUUUUUCACCGAAUUAUAAUGCUAACACGACUCCGAACACCUUUUACAAACAUAACAACCAAAAAGCUGACAAUAACUCAUAUCAGAAGCAUUCUCGAACACAGUGCAGUUCACCAUUGCGUUAUCAUAAUUCUCCUCGUUCGGACCGAAGAUCUAGUUUUUCGCAAAAUUCGGAUUCACCUUAUAAUUCGGAUGUUAAAUAUAAUAAUAAUAAUGGUUAUUCAAAUUAUUCACGUCGUUCGAAUACUCCUAGCGACUCGGAUCAAAAGCCCUAUUUGCAUAAUUCAAAUAAUUCUUAUGAUUCGGAUAAGAGAAAUUUUUAUACAAAGAAUUUCAAGCCCAAACAAAUCGAGGAAUCAAGCCCGAGUCCAGUAAUUUCUUUGGUUGAUGAUUCAUCGUCGAAUUCGAACUUUGACAAUAAUGUUCGCUUAAAUCCUGUUCAAGUAUCGAGUCCGAAACCUUUUCAUAAGCAUCAAGGAUUAAACAACAAUAAUUACAAGAAUGGUCGUAAUAACCACAAACAUAUGCAGUAUAACUCGAAAUCGUCACAGAAGUCCGCCGAGAAUUUUGAAUUCAACAAUAAUCCUUUUCCGCCAAAUUAUUCUACGUCACCAACACGUAAUAACAGUAACAAUAACGGUUUACAAGGGUCCACGAGAUUCAACGAUUCGGUGUAUUCUGGUGCGAAUAACGGAAAUGGUUUCUUGUCACCACAAAACUCAGUUUCACAGCAGCAGCCUUUCCAGAAUCAUCAUGAACAAUCUAAUGAUGGACCAGAUUACCAAAGGCGAAUGUCACAUCAAUCGUCCUCUGAUGGUUCAAAUAGUCAAACAAGUGGUAAUACUAGUAACACUAGUUAUAGUAAUAGUAGCAAUUAUUCAAAGAAUUAUCAUCAGAAAAGUAAUAAUAACAAUCAGGAUAAUUAUUAUCAGCAACAAAACCAGAAUAAGCCAGUAUAUAAUAAUAGUAAAAAAAAGCAGAAGAAUAACCAGCAGGUGGAUAAUCGUAAUACUAAUAAUGAUAAUAAUUGGGUUUACAGAAAUUCCAUGAAUGGUAAUAAUUGUUAUAGCAAUUCUGGAAAUAGAUCAAAUGGUAGAGAUCCAGUCCUUAUUAAUUAUGAGUUAACAUCCGUGACAGAUCCAAAUUCUCAUAUGUAUCAAGGAUAUCAAGAUCAAGGAUAUCAAGGAAUGUCAAACGUUAGCAAUGAUAAUAAUUAUUACACGUGCGAUAACAGCGUUACUAGCGACGUCAUUGGAUAUAGAGCUCUUAACGGAUUUAGCGACAUAUUAAAAGGUUGUAAUAAUAAUAACAAUAGUAACUCUAUCUGUGGGAAGGAUUCAAACUUUUCAAAGACAUCAAACGUUAAUUAUAUCAAUGGUCCAAAAUUAGUGAACGGUGGCAGCCAAUCCACAAUUCGAAAUGUAAAUGGUGGUAACUUAAACAAUAAUUGUUCACGUUCGCCCAUUGUCAUUAAUAAUUAUCAUAAUUCGUAUGGGAAUUGCCAACAAGUUCCCAAGCCCGUUGAAAUCAAUAAUAAUUUUAAUGCGCAAGCGAAGCAUGGUAACAUUAACUAUUCAAUACCACCAAAGAAUGGAGGAAACAUUAAUAAUGGCAUCACUCAACGAACGAAUCAGAACAAAAAGGGUCGUUAUAGUAAUGCUGUUAAGGCUGAUAAGAAAGAAGAUGGUUCCAAUCAACAACAGCAAUCUUUACAAGUACAGUCAUUACCUCAAGAGCGACAGAUAUAUAACAAUAGUCAACUUCACCAACAUCACCAUCAACAAGAAGGUAGUCCAAGACAAAAAAACGGGCAGAAUAACAAUGUUAAAAAGGGGAAUAAAGCUGGAUCGAAAAAACAUGGUCACAAACAAAGCUUUGAGUGCCAACCACAACAAUGA